Molecule: messenger RNA, 3321 nt
Organism: Girardinichthys multiradiatus
Lineage: Eukaryota; Metazoa; Chordata; Actinopteri; Cyprinodontiformes; Goodeidae
Product: nectin-4-like
Exons: 11
Coding region: 360-2135 (591 amino acids)
Biological process (GO): homophilic cell-cell adhesion; heterophilic cell-cell adhesion
Cellular component (GO): adherens junction
Source: RefSeq, a predicted model, not a curated record
CCUGUGCAGGUUGUGUUGCGACUCUGCGUGACAAGGUUUCUGUUAAACAAAUACUCGCUCUUUUUUUUCCAAAGUUUUUUUUAGUGACACUGAGUUCUGCUCCUAUUUGACUGUUUGCAUUCACCUGUAAUGAAGUUGGAGCGGCUCGCAGGAACAGCCUCACCGUCCACUCGUGGACCAGUCGGGAUUUUUAGUUUAAAAACCCCGCAGAGGAGCUGAAGAAAAGCGAGAACAACUCCUGCAUCUGCCUGCCUGCUGAGGAGCGUUUCUGGACUUUAAGCGGACACACAUUAUGAAUUCUUAACAUGACAUUUUAAACAACCAAGAAGGGAGACUGACUGUUGCAUUUCGGGCUACAGAUGGAGGCGAUCAGGACACGGACUGAGCUUCUGCUUCUUCUUCUUAUCGUGGCAUGCGUUCAGGGGGCCUUUGUGGAGCCUCUUCAGCCCAACACCGACCUUCUUUCCUUCAGUGACACUCCGACCAGACUCCCCUGCCAUUACCAGGUAGCGCAGGAUCAGAGCGUGGUGCAGGUCACCUGGAACAAGGAGCUCCCAGGUGGCAGCGAGGACCCUGUCAUCAUGGCCCACUUUACUGAGGGAAAUAGAGAGUUUGGGCGUUACUCUGGCCGUUUGAAGUUUGAGAGCUUCACCCCGAUCACUGAGAACUCGGCUCUUCUCAUCCCCGCCACGCAGGAGUCUGACGAAGGCAUCUACAGGUGCCACAUCACCACCUUCCCAAACGGAAACUUCGAAAGACGCAUAAAGCUUACCGUCUGGACUUUACCCAUCUCCUCCUUGGAACCUGUAAAUCUGGUGGAAGGCCAGCCGUACGGCGUGGUCGCCUCCUGCCGUGCUGUGGGUCACCCCAUCCCCCGGCUGUCCUGGGACACCGACCUGCCUGGCCACUCCCAGAACCGCACCAACGAAGGUGGUGCCGUGUCCAGCCACUACUCGCUCCAUCCGCUGCGCAGCAUGAAUGGGAAGAAGCUGGACUGCUUGGUGCGGCAUCCUGGCUUGCAGGAGCCCCGCAGGAUCUCCAACAACCUGGUGGUCCAGUAUCCCCCAGAUCCGAUCAUCUCCAGUCCUACCACUCACUGGUAUGUUGGUCUGAAGGAGGCUGAGCUGGUGUGUGAAAGCAGGGGAUACCCCAAACCUCAGGACGUCACCUGGACAUGGAGGGGAGGAGUUCUGCCGGAAGGGGUGUCCGUGGCUGGAGAGAAACUGUUUUUCAGACGGGCCCUCCAGGUGAAUGACAGUGGGACCUAUGAGUGUAUGGUCAGGAACGCUGUGGGGUCUGGAAAAACAGAGUAUGCAUUGACAAUAUCAGAGAAAUAUCCAAAAAACCAAGAAUCGCCUGCGCUAGGUGACAACCUGCUGCUGAUCAUUAUCGGUGCUACAGCCGGAGCUGUGGUUCUGUUGCUGAUCAUCGUGUUCCUGAUCGUCAGACGCCGUCAUCAAAGCAAAACCAAAAAGCUGAAGAUGGAGCUCCAGGAAACAAAGGAUGAAAUGAACUCGCUCUCAAGACAAGCCUCCUUCAGGAGACUAAACUCUUCCAGCUCAGUUUCCCGAAUGCAGCCUGAUGAUUACGCCAUGCUCAGAGUAGACAGCCGCACUAAAUACAGCCAAAUGUCUCUGGAGCCCCCCAAUUACAGGGGCAGCCAGUCCACUAUAGGCGGGAGGUGGGGGCCAUCAGAAGAGGUGAUGCGGGAUGAACACGGGCGUCCCAUCGUCUGGAGUGAUGACAGAGAGAGCCUGAGAGCCGCUGAGAUUAACAGAGAGGAGGAGGAGUGCAGAAAAAUGGUGGAGACGUACGUGAGGAGAAGCAACAUGUCGCUGGAUUCAGGCCUUCCUUUAUCACUGGUUCCCCCGAAAGCCCAGCAGGACGAUAGCAACAGGCAUAAAGAGCCUGACCUGGGCCACCUGCAGGAAGACAACUCUCCCCCAGGUGAUGACUCGAUUGGUGAAUCAUCUACAAUGGACGGGCAAGUUGAUGACGAUGAAGACAGUUCCCAACAGCUUUCGAAGACUCUCCGCAAAAUGUUUUAUGCCAGAAAUGGGAUCCUCAGACCCAUUGAGAAUCCCAAUGCCAUUCUGCUGCACAACCACAAAUAUCACAAACCACAAAUGAUCUAAACCUCAGACUUUUUCAUUAUUUGGAAAUGAGGAAAGACUUUUAUUUUGAAAAUACUAUUUAACUUGUAUAGAACAAAACACCAAAAAAGGACAACUUUAUCUGUGUUUGUUUGUUUUUUUUUAACUCCUAAGCUUCUAUUCUUACUCUAUAUACCAGGAACCUUUUAAAUAUUUGGGCGUAUUUUUAUGCUGUUGUCUGUUUGCUAAAAUAUGGCUCCCUGUCCAGGGUACCAUUCUGUCAUGGGGCAGCACCAACACUCCAAACAGAGAAGAAGAGAGAAAAUAAAUUGUUCUGUCAGUUGCACCUCAACAAGUUUUCUAUAAAUACAAAAACUGAGCAUUGCUUGGAAUGAUGUACCCGUUAAUUGAUUGGAAAACGGUUGGAUGGUUCCAACCAGCUGGUCACUGGUCAGAGCCAAUCAAGCCAAAAAUCGAUAAGCACUUAGAAUAAACACUAAUUGUAAGUUUUUAUAUUAUUUUUUUGCUCAAGUUUGUGUAUCAAAAUCAAGAUGUGAUCAAAUUGUAUAAAUGUCAUUAAUGCUAUAACUGUAAUAGUCAUAGCAUUUUAUAAUUUUAGCAGCAGUAGGAAUAUUUGUUGCUUUUCUGUUUUAAACUAAAGGAAUAAGAUAAUUUUCGUGUAAAUACUGAGAUAUAAGAAUCUCACACUUGCCCUAGCAUAUCCAGACGUUUACUAUAUUUACACCUAACAUAAACUAUAGCUUUUAUUGUAUAUAUUUCGCCAAAUUGUUUGUACAUUAUUUUUUUUUAUGGGUCAAACCGAUUUUUGCAGCUCUAGACAAAUGUUACUCAUUGAAAUGAGUAAAAUCAGAUUUUUGUACCGGAUGCAUUUUCCCCUGCAGAAUAAAAGCAGUGUUACUCACUUUAACAUCAGUGGUCAUAAUGCAAUGGCUCAUAGGUGUGUUAUAUGUGAAACAUCAACAGCUACCUGGAACCAAAGGGUAAAAGGAGGAACUGAUGAAAAUGCACAACUGGAGGAAAAUAUUUCGCCUGUGGAUUGUUUUAGGACAAAGUUGGACAACAUGGCCGACUGUAAAUCAUUUCCGAUGAGCAGCUGGACAUUUUAUGUUCAAUGAAGAAGCUCUGAUGAAUACACUGAAAAUUGUAUAUGUGUCUUAAUGUGAAACUGAGGAAAAUGUAAAUGAUUAAAGUUUUGUUCUUAAAAUUA